GUUCUAACUUCCACGUUGCCCCCAGUAAUGCCCACUGCAAACGCUGAAUUAACUAUGUCCAGUCUCUGAUACGUUCUGGCGGCAACGUGUUGUUUGAUAUUCACUUUAGGUGAAUGCCUUUUUCAGAUGUGAUAUUGACUACCAUCAGUGACUGUGUGGUUUUUUAUGUACAGCCUCGGCCUUCGAUAUAUUCUGCCGGCCAUUAGGUGGUUUCUCUUAGAUGUAUGCUUAUUCAGGUGUAAUUUUUGACGACCGUCAGUGACAGAUUCGGGAUACCGCCUUGAAAAUGUUACCAUCCCUUGCGACUAUAGCAAAGUUUAUGUAUAACCUUGUACCCGUUUUGAAUGGAGGUUUUUGCGUUGACCAUCUGCUAUGUUGCUCAGGAUCGACAGUAAAGUCUGAUGUUGAGAUGAGACAGACGCCACCUCUAUCUGACAAAUUGAUAGUUGGCUAUGCCAGCUGGAAACAAUGCGACGAUUAUAUAAUCACAGCGGUUGAGAAUGGGAUAAACGUAGUAGUAUGGUUCAGCAUCAAUCUAGCCGUAUGCGAAGGUGAGCAAACUAUCACAGGCGCAGUUCCCGAUCUGGACUGUGUGGCACGAACCGUAGCGACACUCCGAGCACGUGGCUAUGAUGACGUGGUGCAUAUGAUUUCUGUAGGAGGGUGGAAUUCGCCUCUUCCCGAUACAACGUAUAGCGGGCAGUCGUGGUUUAAGUACUUCCACAAAUGGAAUAACGAGGUGGUCGCAAGGCCGCAGAUGGGUUGGCAUGGCUUUGAUGGCAUUGACUGGGAUCCUGAGGGCAGCAACGAUGUAUCUUUACCCAGCAACCACUUUACAGUGGCCCGGAUGGACCUAAUAGGUGAGAUGUCGGUUGCAGCCAAGCGCGCAGGCUAUUUGGUCUCCUUAGCGCCUGCACAGAGUUACCUUGAUAUGUCUAUGCCCGAUUUUGAUCUGAAUGUGGACCAUGCACCUACCUACUGGAUGCAUGACUUCAAGUACCAUGGCUUAAACACGUACGCGUACUGGUUGGCCAGAUACGGCCACACAAUACAGUUCUGCGGCGCCACCGUGGCUACGUUCGACUGGGUGGGUCUGCAGUUGUAUGAAGGGUGGAGUCGUGCCAACUACGAGCUAUCCCACGAAGGCAAGGACGUGACCCAAUAUCUAACUAUGUUGAUAACUGGCAUGCGCGAUGGUUGGGAAGUCCAAUUCGAGAACGUUCCUGGCCUCGAGACUAAGGCGCAAACCAUCAGCGUCACCCCUUCAAGGUUGCUAAUCGGACUGGCCAAUGGCUGGACCACCCCCUACACCACAACAGAUCACGCCUCAGUCGAUUCCAACGAGGGUGAACAAGAAACCGUACCAAAGUUCUUACUCUUGUUGCCAGAACAGUUAGAGAAAGCUUAUCAAGCGAUGCCAGUCGAAAUACAACCACGUGGGUUUAUGUUUUGGAACAUUGCUGACGAGGGCGAAGUCAUUAACCAGGCCACGGGUGAGCGAUUGUUUAUGGCAAAGGGUUUGAACAAGUUUCUACAGGUGCGAGAGAAAGAGGGUGUUUGAGAUCGAGCAGUGCGGUGUCAUCUUUUAUUCCGUCGGCCUAUCAAAGAUUUGCUUCAUAGGCUGUUCGUCAGAGAUAGAUGUCCGGUACUAGCACGUCGUGCAAGCUGCUGCAUGUCCAUUGUCGCGUAUACACACUGUGUAAUCAUGAAGGUAUGGCUCAACAUUCCAUGCGAAACUCAGACGACGUUCCGGAAUCCCAAACAAUGAGAGAAAACAAGUCUCCCAAAAACUCGUAAGUGUAUUGAGCGGCCAAAGUGGCACUUACGCUAACAAAAUUUUUGCUGAAAAGUAGUGGUCAAGCUGUAGGACACGGCGGUCAAGAGGGUGACAUAUACUUUGGAACCGUUUAUAUCUUAGACCACUACGACCCCGGGAAAAUGCGUUCGACUGUGCAACUACAACAGUGUCAAGGCGAUAUCAGGCCCAAUUAGAGUGUGUGCAGGCGUAGUGCGAUUGCGGUUUGAAAGUUACUUAAAAGCUAAGAACACUCCGACUGCCUUCGGUGACUAUAGAGGUGUCUAAAUAGUCGCCUUAGCCAAGUCGCAAGUAGUGGCUUAUAGGCGCAAAGACAGCGGUAUUAUAAUAGUACACCACUGAAAUCUCAACGAAGGUACAAUGAAUUUACUAUCCUGCCAUCUAUAGCAAGUAGAGCAUAGAAAGAAUACUAGAAACAUGGGGUUUUUUCUAAUUGAAUGUAUGCACAUUGAAAUGUCAUGUCUGGCGAUGCGUCAGGGUGCAGCUUUCCAUAUUAAUAAAUAAACGUAUGCUAAAAUAGAAUGUA
Molecule: messenger RNA, 2342 nt
Organism: Sphaeroforma arctica JP610
Lineage: Eukaryota; Ichthyosporea; Ichthyophonida
Exons: 2
Coding region: 287-1561 (424 amino acids)
Source: RefSeq, a predicted model, not a curated record